Bacidia gigantensis is the source of this 3108-nucleotide messenger RNA. RefSeq lists its product as uncharacterized. The transcript has 3 exons. Gene Ontology annotation, biological process: protein sumoylation. The record is from RefSeq and is a predicted model, not a curated record. Gene Ontology annotation, molecular function: SUMO activating enzyme activity. Bases 1 to 3108 code for a protein of 1035 amino acids. Lineage: Eukaryota; Fungi; Ascomycota; Lecanoromycetes; Lecanorales; Ramalinaceae. Gene Ontology annotation, cellular component: cytoplasm; SUMO activating enzyme complex.
AUGACUGAUUCCAAGAUGGAUGUUGAUGGCCCAUCCGUUGCAACUGGAAAGCUCCAGAAUGCGGAGAUUGAUGAAUCUUUGUACAGCCGGCAGCUCUAUGUCUUGGGACACGAGGCUAUGAAGCGUAUGGGGGCUUCUCAUGUGCUUGUCGCGGGUCUCAGGGGCCUAGGAGUAGAGAUUGCCAAAAACAUUGCGCUUGCCGGAGUCAAGUCUCUGACGCUUUUCGACCCGGAGCCUGCAGCUACUUCUGACCUUGCCUCUCAAUUCUUUCUGCAUCCGGAUGAUGUAGGCAAGCCAAGAGCCAAGGCUACAGUUCCACGAGUGGCAGAGUUGAACGCAUAUACUCCAGUAUCAGAACACCCGGGCAAGCGGUUGACGGAUGAUCUGGAAUUGCUGAGACAAUAUCAAGUUAUCGUCCUUACUGGAACAUCAUUAAGGGAUCAAGCUACUAUCGCUGAAUUCUGUCAUGUGAACGGCAUCUUUGUUGUCAUCGCCGAUAUCUUUGGUCUCUUUGGUUCUAUUUUCACAGAUUUCGGGAAAGACUUUGCAAUCGCAGACUCCACGGGUGAGAAUCCCAUGCAGGGAAUUCUUGCAGAUAUAGAUGCAGAUGGCCUGGUGUCUGCUCUAGACGAAACGAAGCAUGGCCUCGAGGACGGAGACUACGUGACUUUCACAGAAAUACAGGGUAUGGAGAAGCUGAACGGUGCAGACCCGCGGAAAGUCACUGUGAAAGGUCCCUAUACGUUCUCUAUUGGCGACGUCUCUGGUCUCGGUCAAUACAAGCGGGGUGGGCUGUAUACGCAAGUCAAAAUGCCUAAGAUCAUCAACUUCCAAUCCUUUGAGCAGCAACUUGAGAAGCCUGAGUAUUUGAUAUCAGACUUUGCGAAAUUCGACAGGCCACGGCAGCUCCACAUUGGAUUCCAAGCUUUGCAUGAGUUCGCUGAGAGCCGCAACGGGGAGCUUCCUCGACCCCAUUCAGAUGAGGAUGCUGUAGAGGUCCUUAAGCUUGCCAAAGAUAUAGCAGAUAAGCAAGAGGAGAAACCUGAAUUGGAUGAGAAGAUACUUCGUGAGCUCAGCUAUCAAGCACGAGGAGAUCUCGCUCCAAUGGCAGCCUUCUUUGGAGGCUUGGCUGCCCAAGAGGUUCUCAAAUCAGUGUCCGGCAAAUUCCAUCCCAUUGUUCAAUGGCUGUAUUUCGACUCUCUGGAAUCGCUUCCUACGUCCGUCAAGAGAUCUGAAGAUCUUUGCAAACCCACCGGUACUCGCUACGACGGCCAGAUAGCAGUGUUCGGAAAGGAAUUUCAAGACAAAAUUGCCAAUAUCAAUGAGUUUCUGGUAGGUGCGGGCGCUAUUGGAUGCGAGAUGCUCAAAAAUUGGGCCAUGCUCGGGCUAGCAACCGGGCCUAGAGGCAAAAUCAGCGUGGCAGACAUGGACCAAAUCGAGAAAAGCAAUCUCAAUCGACAGUUCCUAUUCAGGCCUAAGGAUGUUGGUAGGCUGAAGAGCGAGGCUGCUGCAGAGGCCGUCCAAGCGAUGAAUCCAGACCUCAAAGAUAAGAUUGUCAUUCAUCCAGAUCGUGUUGGCCAAGAUACUGAGCAUAUCUUCAAUGAGAAGUUCUGGCAAAGCCUUGACGGCGCAACGAAUGCCCUUGAUAACGUAGAUGCACGACAAUACGUUGACCGACGAUGUGUCUUCUUUCGAAAACCGCUUGUCGAUAGCGGAACCCUCGGGACGAAAGGCAAUACUCAGGUUGUCCUUCCAAUGUUGACUGAAUCAUAUUCGAGUUCUCAAGACCCACCUGAGCAAUCCUUUCCUCAGUGCACUCUACGUAGCUUCCCAAACAAGAUCGAUCAUACCAUAGCUUGGGCAAAAGAAAAGUUUCACCAGUACUUUGUUGGUCCUCCAGAAACCGUCAAUCUAUACCUCUCACAAGCAAACUAUGUCGAACAAACUUUGAAACAACAAGGGAACGAAAUACCAACUCUAGAAAGCAUUAGAGACUUCCUCGUGGCGGACAAGCCCUCAGGGAUUGAUGACUGCAUCGAGUGGGCACGUAAGCAGUUCGAGAGCGAAUAUAACAAUGCCAUCCAGCAAUUGCUGUACAACUUCCCCAAAGACUCGACUACGACUAGUGGAGCGCUUUUCUGGUCCGGCCCAAAGAGAGCGCCGGAUCCUUUAACAUUCGAUCCCAACAAUGAGACACACAUGAGCUUUGUUGUGGCUGGUGCCUAUUUACACGCAUUCAAUUACGGACUCGAUGUCUCCCACGGCAUUUCGGAACAACAGGUCGAGCAAGUGAUGGGCAACAUGAUCAUACCCGACUUUAAGCCAAGUUCUUCCGUGAAAAUCCAGGCAGAUGAUAAUGAGCCCGACCCAAAUGCUCAACCUGUUGGGUCUCGAUUUGACGACGCUGGCGCGUUAGAGAAGCUUGUAGCACAAAUCCCGCCUCCUAAGUCAUUCUCGACGGGCUUCAAACUCACCCCUGUUGAAUUUGAGAAGGAUGACGACACAAAUCACCACAUUGAUUUUAUUACUGCCGCAAGCAAUCUGCGAGCUUUGAACUACUCUAUCCAAGAAGCAGACCGUCAUCAGACGAAAUUCAUCGCGGGAAAGAUCAUUCCUGCUAUUGCUACGACGACCGCACUUGUUACUGGCUUGGUUGUCUUAGAGUUGUAUAAGAUCAUUGAUGGCAAGGAUGACAUCGAACAGUACAAGAACGGCUUCAUCAACUUAGCGUUGCCUUUCUUUGGAUUCAGUGAGCCAAUUGCCAGUCCGAAAGGCAAGUACCAAGGCAAGAACGGUGAAGUCUCAAUAGAUAGGUUAUGGGACCGCUUUGAAGUCGAUGACAUGACACUAAAGGAAUUCUUGGCUCAUUUCGAAGAGAAAGGACUCAACAUCCAGAUGCUCAGCUCUGGGGUCAGCCUUCUUUACGCGAGCUUUUACCCUCAGGCCAAAUUGAGGGAUCGCAUGGGCCUUACCAUGAGCAAAUUGGUUGAGACCGUAUCGAGGAAGCCCCUGCCUGACCAUCAGAGAAAUAUCAUAUUCGAAAUGACAGUAGAGGAUAUAACUGAGGAGGAUGUUGAGGUACCGUAUGUCAUGGUCAAGCGGAGUUAA